Messenger RNA from Symbiodinium pilosum, 1584 nucleotides. Lineage: Eukaryota; Dinophyceae; Suessiales; Symbiodiniaceae. The record is from the annotation of a GenBank genome assembly.
AUGAUGGAGGGUAUCGAAGUGCAGGUUAAACCCUCGUGGCUGGGGCAGAUUGAAGCCGUUGACCCGCCUGGACUGCCCCGUGGACGAUUUCUGAUGGGAGACGAUCCGCGAUUACCCGAGAUGCCCGCGGCACCCACACUGAUUGAUUUCUAUCAACUUCGCGUAGCGCUGCAACCCACCGGCUACGCACACAUGUUACAAAGCGCGCAUCGCGCAAUGCAGCAAGGUGCUUCGGAAACGGUCAUCCUUGCCUGCCUGCUUCACGAUAUUGCAGUGACCAACCUGAUUCGGGCAGAUCAUGGCUACUGGGCUGCAGCCUUAAUAGAGCCUUAUGUGCACCCCGAGGUAACCUGGGCGGUGCGUUACCAUCAGGCACUGCGCUAUUUUGCUGAGCCCGACUACAACUACGACUAUCCCGCUUUUUAUAAAAGUGCUUUUGGAGAAGACUUUGUGGUGCCUGCUUACCUUCACGCUGACAGGGAUCGCGCUCGCCAGCACACAUGGUACGACACCGCUAUGCAGGUGGUGGUCAAUGAUUUUUACGCCUUCGAACCUGAUGUUGAGCUGGAUCUGUCUCCCUUUGUGCCGCUCAUUGAAGACAAUUUCAACCAACCCCCAGAGGGGCUGGGUUUUGACAAUAGCGGCCCGGAUUAUCAGGCCAUCGCACCCCUCCACGCAGCGGCGCUGGCGGAGGGCCGGCUGAUUGAGUCGUCCGAGUUGCUGGGCUGCGAAUUUCUAUUCGGCUGGCUGACCAAGCGCAACACUUUUACCCUUGCUGACACCCUCAACAGCCUGCAGCUCGGCAUGCUGUCGCGCCUGCGCGGAUUGGUGCAGCUCGGCUUAAUCGGUAUCGCCUUUGGCGCGCUCACGGAAAACUUCACGCUGUUUGCGCUGGACCCCGGCCAAUGGUGGGUCUGGGUAUUCGCCUUUGUCGGUUAUGACCUGGGCUACUACUUUUCUCACCGCUACGGGCAUGAGUGGCGCAUUCUGUGGGCCUCUCAUGUGGUCCACCAUCAAAGUGAACAGUACAACCUGUCCACCGCUUUACGACAAACCAGUACCGGCUGGUUGAACGGUAUUUUCUACCUACCCCUUUAUAUUAUUGGCGUACCUGUAGAGGUCAUGAUCAGCGUCGGCAGUCUUAAUCUGAUUUAUCAGUUCUGGGUGCACACUGAACACGUCGGCGAACUCGGCGUCAUAGAAAAAAUCAUGGUCACCCCAUCUAACCAUCGCGUGCAUCACGCAAAGAACCCCAUGUACAUCGAUAAAAACUAUGGUGGUGUGUUUAUCCUCUGGGAUCGUCUGUUUGGGACCUACCAACCGGAACUAACAGAUCAACCCUGUCGUUAUGGUAUUACCCGCCAGCUGCAAAGCUGGAACCCGGUAUGGGCUAACGUCCACGCCUGGCUCGAUACCGCUCAACAGAGUUGGCAAACACCCAGACUCAGCGACAAGAUUAAAGUCUGGUUUAAAAGCCCUGCCUGGGAUGCACCGGGCAUUGCCAGCACGCCAGCGGAUUGGCAGGCGGCCAAAUUCCAACCUGUCACCAGUCGUUAUGGGGCUGCGCUGCAUUUGUACUGUUGA